CGCUGCAACUUCUGCCAACUAACGUUUUGAUCAUUUGUCCUCAGAAAUGGAGACACAGAGGAGAGGAAGCGACUUGAAGAUAGAAAUAAAUGUCACGCGUGGAAAUAACCCGCAAGGAAAAAAGGAAGACGGUUUCCAGACUUUUCUGAAGGUUGAAGUUGAUGGCAAUGUGCUCGGGCAAUCAGACCAGAAGCAAUUCAUCCCUGCGGAGGAGUGCGUUCACUUCGAUUUCACCUGUAGUUUCCAUUGCCCAAAUGAUGCUCAGGCUCUCAGUGGCAUGGCCCAUAAACCGAUCAUUCUGACGGUGACGGAGAUUCUGCCUGAAGACAAGAAAGUUAAAGUGAGGACAUCUGUGCUGGGUCAAGCUGUGGUUGACCUGCUGCCACUGUUACAAGGUCAGUGCAGCUUCUUGAGCAAAGUCCCAUUGAAUCCAGUGAACAACUGCACGGCCAAGCUAACAAGCCUGGAUGUAUGUGUCAGCGUGUCGGAGCCAGUGUUGUCUGAAGCUCAAAUCACAGCCUCCAACCUGCUCAGAGUAACGGUGGAGACAGCUUACUCUGUCCCUGAAGCAUGGCUGCAACAAACUGGCCCCGCCCCGAGUGUAUACACUGCUGCACUGGAGGUCCCGCUUACUGCAGAGCGAAAUCAGGCGCUGGUGUUCUCUGAAGGGUCUUUGAAGGAAGGGGGGCUACCGGAGGAGCAGGGAAGACAGAAGAAGAGGCCCCACCAGGCCCUGUUGGCCCCUAGCAACCACUUCCUGCAUGGUGUCUAUUUCCAGAAGGAGCCCAUAGAAUCAGAGGACGGCGAGCUGACUGGUAUAGAGGAUGCAGAGUUUCGUAAUGAGGCAGAGACCAUGAAGACCAGGGUUAGCUGGGACACAGAGAUGUGCUGCUUCCUGGAUGCAGGAGGGACAACCAGGCUGCGGCAGAAGGUCAUUGAAAGCAGACUAUGGCCUCUGGAGAUCAUGAGGUCAUCAGCUCCACUGGGAAAGGUUGCAGAAACCAAACUGCCAGAUGAGGAGAACCUAGAGAUCCCCUUCCAUGGUGUGGCGUUCGUAGACAUGGGGAGGCUGCUGGGUCCUGGAGUCAGGCGCAUCAGAGGAGCGUACAGCAUUCAGCCAUUCUCCGAAGCCGAGUUACGAAACAAGGCCAGACAGAAAGUCAGUGUGUUAAAGGAGCAGGCCAAGGCUGCAGCCAAUCUGGUCAGAUCUCGUGCCAGCUCAUCUGCAGGUUCUUACAAGGCCAGGGCGGGAAAGAACAAGCCACCUACUAGUCAGAGCAAGAUGGAGGGAGUCACCAGCGUGUCCCAUAGCCCAACCGAAGCUGAGCCAUACAUCAAUAUGGAGGGAAAUAUGUAUUUGGAGGCCAGAACUUAUAUUAUCAUUGAGGUAGCCUUGGACAAGCCACUGGUACCAAAAAUCUCACCAGAGGAGCUGGCCAGGAGGGUUAAAUCAUUGAUCCCUCCCAGACCUCUGCUUCCAGUGGGCCCUAGCAGAGCAGAAAGAGCAGUGCUGGGAUUCCACAGGCAGGUAGGCAACGUCGUGAGCCAUGUUUCAGACCAGUACAACGAAUUGUUCGGAGCCACCCAACCAUCGGAUGCCUGUAGCCGGGAGAAAAUGAUGGUUCAGCUCAUGGGAUCACUCAAUGUCUCUGGCAGAUAUUUUGCCUUCAAGGAACAGAUGAAGCCUGCAGUGGUGCGGAUUGUACGUGACAGGAUGCAGCGGACAGAGGCGUUCACUGACCCUCAGGAGCUCAGGGCCUUUGUCAGCAAGCUCUAUGUCUACCUGGUGGAUGAGAUGAAACAUGCUCUAAACAAGAUUUAUUCAGACGACGUUGAUGAUGACUCCCAGGAUGAGAUCCAGUUGAGUUCUUCACAGCUAAGACAUUUUGCCAGAGAGGCUCAGCUUACUGGGGAUUAUCAGCAUGCUGCUCACUACUUCCAAGAGUUAGUGGUGAGGCACCCAUAUGAAGCGUCAUACAAGUUUGAUUGGGGAAGGCUCUUCAUGCAGAAAGGAGACUACAUGAAAGCUAAAGAGUGUUUCCAUGAGGCCGUGUCUGUUCAGCAGGAACACCAACCCAGCCUGAUGAUGUGUGGGGUUCUGGCAGCAAUGUUUGAGAAUUUUGACGAGGCUAAGACCUUCCUGGAGCGAGCCACCAGCAUAGACCCGCCUAGUGUGGUGGCCUGGACCCUGCUGGGUUUGAUCCAUGAGAGCCAGAACGAAUCCAUCCUAGCUGAUUGGGCUUUUCUGGAGGCCAGAAAGCUGCUGAGGCUGAAUGAAGCAAAGAAACAAACACAGAGGGAGGGGGAGGACAAAGACAAAGAGGACAAGAAAGAGAAACAAAAGGACAAGCCAGAGGAAGUAAAGAUGGAAAAGUCUCCUGAUGCUGAGCAAGACCCAGAGUGUGGAAACCAGGACUCAAACAGGCUAGGACAGCCUUCAGCACAGGGCGUCAUGCCCAGACCAACUCGAACUAAACCCUCCUCCACCAUUUACACAGAGACAGUUCAGUUCUUGCUGCACAACUUUGCCCUACAGAUGGUGGAGCGUGCUCUGUCUCAGGAGCUGCUGUGUUUAGAUGGAGGUCACAGUUUCUCCUAUCUUCUUCAUCUGGCCCAGUGGCAGCUGCUGAGAGCAGACUACUGCAGUGCCAUAGCCAGCCUGAGGGAGGCACUGUUUUACAGAGAACAGGAAGCAGAUGCCUGGGCUUUGAAUGGUCACUGUCACUACCUGCGUGGGGCCUAUACUAAUGCCCAGGAGAGCUACGAGCGGAGCCUGAACUUCCUGCAGCAGCCGUCAGAUUCUCAUAUUGUCCUACUCCGUCUGGGAGCCAUCUGCCUUCAACAGGGGAAGUUGGAGCAAGCCAAAGUUGUCUUCCUGCAGGCUUGUGAGCAGUCACCAUCCUGCCUGACCUGGCUGGGCCUGGGUACAGCCUGUUACCGGCUGGAGGAGCUGCAUGUCGCUGAGGACGCUCUGACUGAGGCGAACCGCUUGAACAACCAGAACUCAGAGGUUUGGGCUUACCUGUCUCUGAUCUGUCUGAAGGCUGGCAAACAAGAGGAGGCAGAGCAGUGUCGCAAAUAUGCUGCAAGGUUCAACCUGCAGAACGAGUUGCUCCUGAAGGAGUUCAGUGACCUGAAGGAUCAGCUCCGCUUCGGUCAUCUGGAGUCAUGCUUUUCAGCAAGCUCUGAAGCAGGGGUUUAAAUCAUAAGACAAGUAUGUUUCCUACAUACAAACAAGAACAGUCUUAAUGACCGAUGUUUAAGGACUUUUUGUGGUCAUUGAUGUACUGUAAUGUAUAAAUAUGUGCAAUUGUUGUGACAAUGAACCACGGCCAGCUCAGAGAAGUAGCUGGCCAAGCCAUAACAAAGUGAAUCCUCUUUCAAUAUUAACAUUACAAACAAACUCAAAGCAACACUUCAAAUGUAUAUAAAACAACAGAAACAUAUUCCUUUAUUAAA
Molecule: messenger RNA, 3459 nt
Organism: Labrus bergylta (ballan wrasse)
Lineage: Eukaryota; Metazoa; Chordata; Actinopteri; Labriformes; Labridae
Gene: cfap70
Product: cilia and flagella associated protein 70
Biological process (GO): cilium assembly; cilium movement
Cellular component (GO): motile cilium; extracellular exosome
Molecular function (GO): protein binding
Source: RefSeq, a predicted model, not a curated record